UAGCUCCCAGCUUCAGGGCCCUAGUCCUUUUCCUUUCUCACAAAAAAAGUGGAGGCUUGGUUCAGUGAAAGUCAAAGGGAAGGGCGGCUGUUUCUCCAGGUCAGGAAGGAUACAAGGGGUCAGUACUUGGCAUUAACUAGUGCCUGGUGGUGAGGUCUAGGGGAGGGGGGACACUCGUGCGCUGGCAACAUGAAAGAGGCAAUACUGUGCAGUGGUUAAGGUCAAGGGCACUAGAACCAGACCGUCUGGGGUUGAAUCCUGGUUUCUCCACCUACGAGCUUGUAACCUUGGUAAUGUCUCCAAGCCGUGGUUCCCGUGUCUGUAAGAUGGGAAGAAUAACAGCGUCUCCUUUAUGACAGUUGUCGUUAGGACUCAGUGGGGCUUUAGCAUAGUUUUUGGCAAUAGAUACUAUUAUGGAUGGAGCGCCGCAUGUAGCCCUAGAUCCACUAUCUGAAGGGACACCUCGUCCAGACCCUGACUCAAAUUCCAGGGCCUGGCUGACAGUGGCCAAAGUGCCCCAUGACCCCACCACCACUGGGAACUUUCAGAGGGAGAGUUGGGUGGGGCCCUGCCCGCCAGGGCCUUUCCAGCUGGGUAAUUCUCCGAGAGCUCUGGGGUAGGGGUCACGGAGGCAGCCAGCCUCUAAGGGCCCAUUGUUCUUCUCUGAGCUGGGAAAGAUGCCUUCCCCCCACCUCUCUAACUCUGUCUGCUCAGAGUGGACCAAAGAUCAACAAACACCGCCCGUCUCUCCUUGCCCAGCUCACAAAGGGCUUCAGUGUCUCACAAUGGGCCUGUGAUGCCCAGCCUUCUGAGCUUAUCGGACCCGUUCACAAACAAGAAGCUGAGGCCCGCAGGGAGGAAGUCGUGUAUGUGACGUCCCAUAGAGGGAAGUGGCUCAGCCAGGAUUCGGUCUCCCUGUCCUGCAUCCAGGACUUCGGACUUAGGGGCACAAGAAAUGCACAGCUGUGCAUGGACAGCCCCACACACAGCGCGCACAGCUUCGGGGGAUACAGGGGGUGGGGCGGCGUCUGGAACCCUCCCUCCUCAGCGGUCAGGUGGUGGUAGCUGUUUUGUUUUCUCUCUAGAUGAGCUUCACGUCCCAGGCCCUGACAGGGGCAGUGAGCUCCAUUAAGUUCUUCCUGUCUGAGGCCUUCCUGGGGCAGCACUUCGAGGCGGUGGAGUUGGAAGGCAAGGAGCCCGAGCCGGGAGACCUCUUCCUGUUCAGGCUGUUGUCCCCCACGGGACGCUGGUGCGGGGCCCACGUAGGAGUGUACUGUGGCCGCGGGGAGAUCAUCCAUUUCGAAGGGAGGAAUGUCGCCGGCCAAGGGCCUCACGCGUUUCUGGGCUCCUGCGAAGGCAUUGUAUCCAAACACGGGCAGCGCCCGCUGCAGCGCUCGCGCUCGCUGUGGCGUGUGCUGCGUAGACGUGGCGGCGUUGACCACGCGGCCCUGGAGCGCCGUGUGCGCGAGGCCAUGGACACCGACCCGCCCCCCUACCACCCCACGCGCAGCAACUGCGUGCACUUUGCGCUGCGUCUGCUGGGCCCUGGGCCCACCCUGGACCCCCUGCAAAUAGACGGCAGUCCCGUUAGCUCGGACCCCCAGCACUGGGACACAGCCUCCUCUUCAGUCCCCGGCUUUCCUUCCACUGCCCGGGGGAGCAUAUGUGGCUGGGUCUGGAAUGAGCGGAGCCGGGUGGUCGGGACCUUCCACCGAGACCCUGUGGUCGGGAGGAGCCUCACGGCGCGGCGCUGA
Messenger RNA from Lontra canadensis (Northern American river otter), 1754 nucleotides. RefSeq lists its product as uncharacterized. NCBI's taxonomy places the organism in Eukaryota, Metazoa, Chordata, Mammalia, Carnivora, Mustelidae. Bases 1086 to 1754 code for a protein of 222 amino acids. The record is from RefSeq and is a predicted model, not a curated record. The transcript is spliced from 5 exons.